This is a messenger RNA of Magallana angulata, 843 nucleotides long. Its product is annotated as signal peptidase complex subunit 1-like. The record is from RefSeq and is a predicted model, not a curated record. Lineage: Eukaryota; Metazoa; Mollusca; Bivalvia; Ostreida; Ostreidae. The coding region runs from base 107 to 442 and encodes 111 amino acids. The transcript has 4 exons. Gene Ontology annotation, biological process: protein targeting to ER. Gene Ontology annotation, cellular component: signal peptidase complex; endoplasmic reticulum membrane.
ACUUCUCCACGUUGAAGAGCUCCACUUAACUUACACGACAACUUCCCUUUUUCAUUCUCUUCAUUCUUAUUCUGAAUAGUUUUGGGAAAGAAGUUUUGACUUCAGCAUGGACUUAAUGCAGUUUCUACCGGAAUCGUUUAAGAAGAUUCCAUGCCACAUGGACUAUGAGGGACAGAAGCGAGCAGAACAGCUAUUUCAAGUCAUCAUCAUUUUAUUUGGGGUUGUAGGGUUCAUUUGGGGUUACAUCUGUCAACAGUUCUCACAGACCAUGUACAUCUUACUUGCUGGAUUUGCGCUAUCAUGCAUUUUGACUCUACCUCCUUGGCCAAUGUUCAGACGAAAACCGCUCCAGUGGCAGAAAGAAAGGCCAGAACCAUCAUCAGAUCAAAAGGAGGCCAGUACUCCAUCCCAGACUUCUCAGAAGUCAAAGAAAAAGAAGUAAACUUGGACCAAAAUCAAUAGGUGUUGGUGUUGUUAUGACGUGAUAUAAUAUUUGUGUAUGUGAAUCUGAGGUGACUGCGACUGUGUGAGGAUUUUCAAGACUAUUCAACAUCAUUCUGCAACACGUUUAGUGUGCUGCAAUUGAUUAUCUCAUUUCAGAAAAAAUCUCAUCCCCUUUUAUCUACUUUUAAAUAUUAAUAAUGCAAAUUGUCAUUGAAUCUGAAGAUCAUAAUCACUGAUGCAUUUUAGGUAAAGCAAUCAUGGAGUCAUUUGAAUUCACUUCUUGAAAUAUAUAGUGCAAUAGUUAUACAUGUACUAUAAGGCUUUUUACAUGUGAAUAUUUGUAUAUGAGAAUGUUGACACUUGUCAUUAAAGAUAUAAAAAUAAAUGUCUGAAUAUGUA